UUGUUUUGCUUCUCUCACUCGUCUCAUAACAGUCUUAUAAACACAAAGGAAAAAGAAAAAAAAAAAACAGAACCAAUUUCGAUUUUCUUUUCUAGUCCACAAAAAUGGCUGCGGCCCCUCUCUCUGUGCGACCCAACUCUCUCUCUUCGAAUUCUGCAUUUCCACGACCACCAACUGCACCAACAUCAACUACAAUUAGUACCCAAUUACAGUCUAUCAAGAAAGAGCCUUGGAGGCUCACUAUUUUGCCAUCUAGACGCUACUUCUCUGGAAAAGGCGCGAGAGCUAGAGCUAGCUCUAGAGCUGAUGAUUCGGCGCCGUUUGAGAUGUCGGUAGAGAACGCACUUAAGCUUCUUGGUGUAUCAGAAGGGGCUUCUUUUGAUGAUAUACUUCGCGCCAAAAAAUCUAUUCUUGCUUCUUGUAAAGAUGACCAAGAAGCAGUUGCUCAGGUUGAGGCUGCAUAUGAUAUGUUGCUCAUGCAAAGCUUGACGCAACGCCGAGCUGGAAAGGUUGCAAAUAGUGAUAUCAGAUAUGCUGAUGUUAAACCCAUAAAUGGCCCAGGGAUGGGAUCAGUUCCUCAGUGGCUGCAGGCAACAAUGAAAAAGACACCUGUUUCAGUGGAAACACCAUCAACAGGUGACUUGGGAAUACGAGCAGGAGUUUAUGGAGCUAUGAUGGUCUUAACUUAUGUUAAUGGAGCUUCCUCAAUAUCUGUUGCCCCUUAUGCUGGAGCUGAUGUUCCUGGGCUGAUCUUAGCUACAACUUUUGGGGCUUCAUUGUACUUCUUGACCAAAAAGAAUGUGAAGUUAGGGAAGGCCACCCUAAUAACUUUAGGAGGUCUUGCAGCCGGUGCUGUGGUUGGAUCAGCAGUUGAGAAUUGGUUGCAGGUUGACAUUGUCCCAUUUCUUGGCAUACACUCCCCUGCUGCCGUAGUUAGUGAAUUCAUUCUCUUCUCUCAAUUCUUGGUUUCCCUCUACCUGAGGUAACAUUAGAGGAGAUUGUAAUUGUAACUGGAAUGCUGAACCCUGUAAUUAUUCAUUUGCAUGAUCAUGCCCAAGCCUGUCUUUUAAUCAUUAUUAUUAGGAUGAGUAUCAUUACAUAUUGUACAAAACUACGAAUAGAAUGUACUGAAACUUGAAUUAAUCUGAAAUCUGCUCGAGAAUUGCAAUGAACAUGUGAAAGUAUUCACAUCAA
This is a messenger RNA of Ricinus communis (castor bean), 1194 nucleotides long. Its product is annotated as protein CHAPERONE-LIKE PROTEIN OF POR1, chloroplastic. The record is from RefSeq and is a predicted model, not a curated record. The transcript is spliced from 3 exons. Gene Ontology annotation, cellular component: chloroplast membrane. NCBI's taxonomy places the organism in Eukaryota, Viridiplantae, Streptophyta, Magnoliopsida, Malpighiales, Euphorbiaceae. Bases 105 to 986 code for a protein of 293 amino acids.